AUGAUCCUUCCUUCCAUCGUCUUCCUGUCUCUCGUUUCCUACGCUUUUGUUCUGGCAUUCCCCUCUUUCCCCCCAAUCGUUCAACUUCGCGCACUUCCAGAUUCUCCUUCAGGGAACUACUCCCCUAGCAUUGUGACAUGUCCUCAAGAUCGCCCCAUACUGCGCACUGCGGCUUCACUGUCACGAGAGGAGUUGUCUUGGCUUCAUCUGCGCCGAAAUGCCACCACCAACCCGAUCAUCCAGUUUCUAGACAAGUCUUCAAUUACCGACUUUGACAUUCAAAAGUUCCGUUCUCAAAUCCUCAGCGACCAUUUGGAUCUCCCACGGGUCGGAAUCGCAUUCUCUGGGGGUGGCUACCGUGCCCUCAUGAACGGAGCAGGAUUCCUCUCCGCAGCUGACGACCGAACUGUGAAAACAACAUCCAAAGACGGUAUUCACGGCCUUCUUCAGGCCGCUACAUACGUCUCCGGACUGUCUGGAGGGAGUUGGCUAGUGGGCUCCAUAUACAGCAAUAACUUCUCUACUGUGCAGGAUAUUCAGGCAAAAGCUUGGGCUUUCGAUCACGAUAUCUUCCAUGGACCGGCGAAACGUGGUCUCUCUGCCGUAAACACCGCCGAGUACUGGUCUGAAUUAGCUACUGAGGUCUCGUUUAAGGCCGAGGGCUGGGAUACGUCGCUUACGGACUACUGGGGCCGUGCUCUCAGCUACCAGCUGAUUAACGACAACGAGGGCGGGCCCUCCUAUACUUUCUCUUCCAUCGCUCGCUCAGAGAACUUCCUGUCAGGUUCUAUCCCUUUCCCUAUCCUCGUAGCCGACAGUCGUGCACCAGGCCAGACCAUCGUCAGUACCAAUUCCACCAUCUACGAGUUCAACCCUUUUGAGAUGGGCUCCUGGGAUCCAACAACCUACGGAUUUGCGCCUCUUCGCUAUAUCGGGUCGAACUUCUCUGCGGGUGUCGUGCCUAAGGACGGCGUAUGUGUGGAGGGUUUCGAUCAGGCUGGCUUCGUCAUGGGUACAUCCUCUACCCUGUUCAACCAGUUCCUUCUCCAGAACCUGUCCAGCUACACGGAGAACCUCCCUCUUUUCUUGAACGAAACUCUCUUCAACGUGCUGGAUGCCCUCAGCGAAGGCAGCAACGACGUUGCGCAGUACUCGCCUAACCCCUUUCGGGACUGGCAGCCUGCCGCAAACCCGAACGCCAACUCCCCUCAGUUGACAUUGGUCGACGGCGGUGAGGACCUCCAGAACCUACCUCUAUCCCCGCUUCUGCAACCCGAUCGUGCUGUAGACGUUAUCUUUGCCAUCGACUCUUCUGCGGAUACCGCGACCAACUGGCCCAACGGCACUGCGCUUCGCGCCACAUACGAGCGAUCUCUAUCCCCCAUUGCAAACAGCACCCUAUUUCCUGCGAUCCCCGACGCCGAGACAUUUAUAAAUAUGGGACUGAACAAGCGUCCUACGUUCUUCGGCUGCGACACGACAAAUUUUACCCUAUCCAAGGACCAGUCUCCGCCGCCCCUGAUAGUUUACAUUCCCAACGCACCGUAUGUGGCUGCUUCCAAUGUGUCGACUUUCGACCCAAGCUAUAAGACAGGGCAGCGUGAUGCAAUCAUAUUGAACGGAUACAACGCGGCUACUCAGGGCAAUGGUACGCUGGACUCGGAGUGGCGCGUAUGUGUCGGCUGUGCUAUGGUGUUGCGCAGCAUGGAUCGAGCUCAGGAGCAGCUGCCAGGUGCUUGCGCAAAUUGCUUCCGGCGAUACUGCUGGAAUGGAACGUUGGAUCAUCGACCUGUGACGGCGUAUGAGCCUGGUUAUAUCAUCGGUAAUAUGAUGACAGCUGAGAGUACUGCAGCUGUGGCCCCGUUCGGGGCCAGGGCCGUUACUUGGGCCGCUGCUAUACUUGUGUUGAUGACGACACUAGUUUAA
Messenger RNA from Truncatella angustata, 1926 nucleotides. Its product is annotated as lysophospholipase. The record is from RefSeq and is a predicted model, not a curated record. NCBI's taxonomy places the organism in Eukaryota, Fungi, Ascomycota, Sordariomycetes, Amphisphaeriales, Sporocadaceae. The transcript has a single exon. Gene Ontology annotation, molecular function: A2-type glycerophospholipase activity. The coding region runs from base 1 to 1926 and encodes 641 amino acids. Gene Ontology annotation, biological process: glycerophospholipid catabolic process. Gene Ontology annotation, cellular component: intracellular membrane-bounded organelle; cytosol.